UAAGAGUUUCAAUAAUGGCGACUGUGUGUGUACGCCAGCCUCAGUUCGGCGGUUUCAGUUUCGACAACUGCAAGAGGAAUGCUCAACUAGAAUGUAAUGCUGCUAAACUUGGAUUCAGCCUCCCCAAUGCACGUAAAACUGGCACGACUAUCUGUGGAGUCGUGUAUAAGGAUGGUGUUAUUCUGGGAGCUGAUACAAGAGCAACUGAAGGAAUGGUUGUAGCAGAUAAGAACUGCUCGAAGAUCCACUACAUCUCUCCUAACAUCUACUGUUGCGGAGCUGGUACGGCAGCAGACACCGAGAUGACCACUCAGUUAAUCUCCUCUAAUCUGGAGCUGCAUUCUCUCUCCACCAACCGUCUUCCAAGAGUCGCCACAGCCAAUCGCAUGCUCAAACAGAUGCUCUUCAGAUACCAGGGCUAUAUUGGAGCAGCGCUGGUGUUGGGUGGGGUUGACUGCAAUGGUCCCCACUUGUACAGCAUCUACCCUCAUGGCUCAACAGACAAGCUACCCUAUGUUACCAUGGGCUCUGGAUCCCUGGCUGCUAUGGCUGUGUUUGAAGAUCGAUACAGGCCUGACCUGGAGGAGGAGGAGGCAAAGCUCCUGGUGCGUGAUGCAAUAGCAGCUGGUAUAUUCAACGAUCUGGGCUCAGGCAGUAACAUUGAUCUGUGUGUGAUCAGCAAAGGCAAAGUGGACUACCUAAGACCACAUGAUGAAGCCAACAAGAAGGGCAUCAGAACUGGUGAUUACAAGUACAAGCAAGGCACCACAGGUGUUCUGACAAAGUCUGUGACCCCAGUCCAGAUGGAGGUGGUGGAGGAGAGCGUGCAGACUAUGGACACCUCUUGAAGACAAUUGGAAGAGAGGGUUUUUUUUUUUUGUUGUAUUUCAUGUAUGGCAAUGUUACGCCACUGUUUACAAUAAAAAUGUUAUGAAAA
Ictalurus punctatus (channel catfish) is the source of this 937-nucleotide messenger RNA. RefSeq names its product proteasome 20S subunit beta 7 (gene psmb7). The record is from RefSeq and is marked provisional. Gene Ontology annotation, molecular function: threonine-type endopeptidase activity. Lineage: Eukaryota; Metazoa; Chordata; Actinopteri; Siluriformes; Ictaluridae. Gene Ontology annotation, cellular component: proteasome core complex.